AUCGAGUACUAGUAUUCAGUAUUCACAUUGAAACACCACGAAAACCAAAAAAAUAACAAAAUAUUGACAAGUACGCCUCCACCAUUUUUUUUCCCAUAUAAACAACCCCACUCUUCCAUUCGCCUCCUAUUUUCUCUUCUUCCUUGUUUCAUUUUCCCAUUACAUUAUUCUCCCUAAAUUAUUUCCACAUUUUCUAAUUACAAUUAAAACUAAUCCAAACACUUAAAUUGCUUGCAUCAAUGGAGAUCAGAAAUAUCUGCUGCUCCACAAGCAGUGUAGAAAUCAUACAACUGGGUCGGCCAAUGAAUCUAGACCGUCCAUUAAAGGUAACAAGAAACAACAAUAGAUGGAGAUCACUAUGGAAGAAGCUGAUGAGAGAGAAAAGGAAGAUUAGAAUAUUCGACUGUUCUACGGUGCAUCCUUCAGAGGUACACCUCCCUGGGUAUGAUCCUCACACGUAUGCACAGAACUUUGAUCAAGGCUUGAUGUGGGAUGAUGAACCUGAUAGCUUGUCUCGUUCUUUCUCUAUGCGUUUUGCUGCUCCCACCACUUUUAAGAAGAGAAGCGUUAUUACUGAUGUGGGCCAUGAUCAUCAUCAUGAUGUUGUAAUUUGUGUUUUUUGAAACAUAAUGAUAAAAGAAAUUACAAUUUCUCACUAUACAUAUAGUUGUUUCAAUUACAUAAGUUUAAUCAUGGUUUAAUAUACUACUAGCUUCCUCUAUACCAUAUUAAUACCAGUCCAGAUUGAAGAUAAGUGUUUAAAUAGUGUAAAAGUUCAAAUGUAACCUAGUAUAAUUGGUCAAUUCCGCGGGUGCUCUAUUUUGAAGUAAAAUUUUGGAUAAGGGGCCUCUCUUUCAAAGUGUGUAAACAAUAGAGAUAACAAAGUGGAGUUAAAACUUGUCACUUUGGUUUUCCUUUGUUUUUCUAAAGUCAUUCUCUCGUUUUACCUUUAUCGAAAAAUCUGAACCUUUACUCUUA
Spinacia oleracea (spinach) is the source of this 978-nucleotide messenger RNA. RefSeq lists its product as uncharacterized. The record is from RefSeq and is a predicted model, not a curated record. The transcript has a single exon. Bases 240 to 623 code for a protein of 127 amino acids. NCBI's taxonomy places the organism in Eukaryota, Viridiplantae, Streptophyta, Magnoliopsida, Caryophyllales, Amaranthaceae.